Moesziomyces antarcticus is the source of this 1071-nucleotide messenger RNA. RefSeq names its product PAP2-domain-containing protein. Gene Ontology annotation, biological process: phospholipid metabolic process. Gene Ontology annotation, molecular function: phosphatidate phosphatase activity. The coding region runs from base 1 to 1071 and encodes 356 amino acids. Lineage: Eukaryota; Fungi; Basidiomycota; Ustilaginomycetes; Ustilaginales; Ustilaginaceae. The transcript has a single exon. The record is from RefSeq and is a predicted model, not a curated record.
AUGACGGACCAUGCUGGAACAAGUCGGCAGCGCGAGUCUCUCUACUCGCAGCUGCGGUGGAGUUCGUCGCACGCGCCCCUGACACGCCGUCGUCGACUGGAGCUGCUGCGCUCGUAUCUGCCCGACUGGAUCAUCACCAUCCUGCUUGCGGGAUUACUCGCCAUCAUCAACAAUGUACACGGCUUCCGGCGCGAGUUCUCGCUCACGGACACCUCGAUCCAGCACACGUAUGCCGUGCAUGAACGCGUGCCUACCUGGCUGCUUGGUGUACUCGCCGUGCUAAUUCCUGCCCUCAUCAUCGUAGGCUUCUCGCUCGGCAUCAGCAGGUCCGUCUGGGACCUCCACAACGGCCUGCUUGGAUUCGUUCUCGCCAACGCACUCACGCUCACCAUCACCACCAUCGUCAAGGUCACCGUCGGCCGACCUCGCCCGGAUCUGAUCGAUCGAUGUCAGCCGCUGGCCGGUUCGCGCAAUGCCGAGCCAUACGGACUCGUCACCGACGCCAUCUGCAGCGUGGGCGUGGACAGCAAGACGCUGCGCGACGGCUUCCGAAGCUUCCCCUCGGGCCACGCGAGCACGAGCUUUGCCGGUUUCACCUAUCUGGCGCUGUACCUCGCAGGCAAGCUGCACUUAUUCGACCGUCGAGGCCAUGCGGUCACGGCAUGGCUGUGCGGCACCCCUCUCAUGGCCGCUACGCUCAUUGCGGUAAGCCGAACGAUGGACUAUAGACACCAUGCCACCGACGUGAUCGCCGGCUCGCUGCUCGGACUGGUCAUCGCGUACUGGUCGUACAAGCUCUACUACCCGCCGCUGAGCCAUGCGCAGAGCCACAAACCCUACUCGCCCCGCAUCCCCAACGAACACCUCGCUGCCGCCAACGAAGACGCAUACCCCGAGCACAACGACCAGCGCACCAGCUAUGCGCAGUUCAACAUUCAGAGCCCCCACGCUGACGGUGCGCAGCGCAGGGACGACGACGACGAAGAAUCCGCCGCCUUUGCAAAGACUAGAACCAACGGCAUCGACGCCUCGCUCGAGUAUCCCGACCGCGAAACCGUACCGCGCGUCUAG